This is a messenger RNA of Rana temporaria (common frog), 6852 nucleotides long. It is a transcript of the gene RUNX2, whose product is annotated as RUNX family transcription factor 2. Gene Ontology annotation, biological process: regulation of cell differentiation; hemopoiesis; neuron differentiation. The transcript is spliced from 6 exons. Gene Ontology annotation, molecular function: RNA polymerase II cis-regulatory region sequence-specific DNA binding; ATP binding; DNA-binding transcription factor activity, RNA polymerase II-specific. Gene Ontology annotation, cellular component: nucleus. Lineage: Eukaryota; Metazoa; Chordata; Amphibia; Anura; Ranidae. The record is from RefSeq and is a predicted model, not a curated record. Bases 3300 to 4667 code for a protein of 455 amino acids.
CAUCUGUGAGUAAUCCCAUCAGGCGAGCACAGACAGUGAGCGAGGCCGGUUAGGGUUAACUCCUGAGAACACUGGCAGGCAAGGCUCGGCUCUUUAACCCAGCGGCAGCAGCAGCAGCAUUUCUCUCCCUCCAGAGCCAGGCAGAAAGGUGGAACAGGACAUGGCACUGUAAAGCUCCCCAAAUCAGCCAGCAAGGCUUUUCAUAGGCCCUUAUCUGCAGUGGGAGGCGUCCUGCACUAUUACUAUUGGGUACAGAAAAUGCUCUUAAUAAGAUCUGCCCUUUUCUAACAUAAGACACAAACAAGCUGGCUGUGCAGGCGGGGGGCUGCUGCUACCACAUCCAGAAAAGCUCUAAAACUUCUUUUUUUUUUGCUCCUUUAGUGAUGGUGAAUGUCAGCAAGCUUCUGCUGGUCUCUGUGGAUGGGGUGUAGUGCAGCAGCUGGCUGGGGACAUGCUAAUGACUUUGAUCCUGUGUCAGGAUACCACGUGUUGCUGUGUCUCCUACGCUGCCUAAGGAGGACUCUCUACUAUAUAAACCACAAACCCCUAAUCAUUGCAAAUCCAGCCUACUGCACAAAAAAAAGACUCAAUUCAGGACAAAACGGCGGCUUCUCAUCCACCGACCGCAGCCUUUUUUUUUUCCAAGCUCCCUUCAUGGAGAAAAAUUUGACAGAUUAAAAAAAAGAAAAAGAAGAAGAAGAAAAGUUUUGACCCCCCUUCUAUUUUUGCACAGAUUUUUUUUAGUGGGGGGCUCUGAAGGCUCCAAGCUGCCGAUUUCUGUGUUUUUUUAUUUUUAUUGUUGGACUGAGUGAGAGGAAGCGACUAUCCCGGGGCUGGAUGAAUGGGAAGCCGGUGGUAAUCGUGGAGGAGAAGACGGGACGCUCUCCCAUGACUUCUGCCUGCUGAUGAAUGAACUUGUGCUGGACUUCCUUAGGGACUGCGGUAGUGCCAUUAGAAGAGGGGAUCCUAGACAGCUGGGUAUGUCAUUGUAUUAGUUAUUAAAGGGGAAGAAGAUCUAUCAUUUAGAAAGGAGGCUGAGGACUUUCAUUCAUUUGGGGGAACUUAAUUUACAGAUCAGUGCAGAACACUUCCAAUAGAAGACUGCAGACAGUUAGAAUUGCAUUAUUAGAACUUCAUAUAGAACCCUGCAUACAGUUAGAUAGAAUAUAACUAUUACGUUCCAUAGAACCCUACAGGCAGGUAGAACUCACAUUAUUAUAUCCUCCCAUAGAAGGCUACAGACAGUUAGAAUUAUAUUAAUAUACCUUCAUGUAGAACUCUGUAGACAGUUUAGGUAGAACUCAUUUUAUCUUUCCAUAGAACCCUGCAAACAGUUAGAAUUACAUUAUUAUAACUUCAUACAGAACCCUGCAGACAGUUAGAUUUACAUUAUUAUAACUUCAUACAGAACCCUGCAAACAGUUAGAUUUACAUUAUUAUACCUUCGUACAGAACCGUUAGGUGGAACUCACAUUAUCACCACUCUCAAUAGAACCCUUUAGACAGGUACAACUCAUAUAUCUUCCCAUAGUAGGGUACAUACAGUUAGGGAGAACUUACAGUUUUAUAACUUCCCACAGAAACUUGUAGACAAGUUGGAAAGAAUUGAUUCUACAUUUCUAUAGAAUGUUGGGUUGAGCUAGAACUCACAUUAUUAUAAUGUCCCAUAGAAGGCUGUAGACAGUUGGGUCGAACUUACAAUAUUAUAACAUUCUAUAAGAGGUCUGUAGACAGUUGGGUAUAGGACUCACUUCUUGUAGAACAUUGGGGACACUUAAAACUCACAAUAUUAUAACUUCCUAUAGAAAGCUGUAGACAGUUGGGUCUAUAGCCAUACUUCUUGUGGUACGUAGGGGGAACUAUAAUUCACAAUAUUAUAAGUCUCAUGUAGGCAUUUGGGUCCUGUACUUCUUGUAGAACAUUGGGGACCAUUAGAACUUACAUUAUCAUAACAUCCCAUAGAAGGCUGUAGAAAGUUGGGUCUAGUACCUCUUGGAGAACAUUGGGGACAAUUAGGACUCACAAUAUUAUAACUUCACAUAGAAGGCUGUAGACAGUUGGGUCUAAAACUUUUUGUAGAACAUUGGGGACAAUCAGAUCUCACAAUGUUAUAAUACCUACCCAUAGAAGGCUGUAAGACAGUUGGGUCCUGUAGGUCUUGUAGAACAUUGGAGACAAUCGGAACUUACAAUACUAUAUUAAUCUCCAAUAGAAGGCUGUAGACAGUUGGGUCCUGUAGGUCUUGUAGAACAUUGGAGACAAUCAGAACUUACAAUACUAUAUUAAUCUCCAAUAGAAGGCUGUAGACAGUUGGGUCCUGUAGAAUAUCGGGGACAAUCAGAACGUACAAUACUAUAUUAAUCUCCAAUAGAAGGCUGUAGACAGUUGGGUCCUGUAGAACAUUGGGGACAAUCAGAAUUUACAAUACUAUAUUAAUCUCCAAUAGAAGGCUGUAGACAGUUGGGUCCUGUAGAAGAUUGGGGACAAUCAGAACUUACAAUACUAUAUUAAUCUCCAAUAGAAGGCUGUAGACUGUUGGGUCCUGUAGGUCUUGUAGAACAUUGAGGACAAUCAGAACUCUCACUAUAACUUCCCUUAGAGAACUGUAGAUUUAGUCCUUCUUGUAGAAUAUUGGGGACAAUCACCUCCCCCUGAAGGCAGUCGUCCCUCUUGUAGAAGGUUGUGUAAAGUUGUGUAGAUGGUCCAUACACAGUGAUUGCAGACAGUCUAGUUCCUCUGCAGUUGUAGGAAGAGAUCUGAGUGUUCUGACUUCAGUCUUGUAGAGGAUUCAGUGAUCAGGGAGAGCUGUAUAUGAGGACACCCCCUUGCACCUUUCAGUAGUGCCUCUGCAGUGAGUGGUGGUGCCGGUGGGCAGUAGUCCGGAGAUCUCAUACAAGCGGUAGGAAGGGGGUUCUGUAGAGAAGGGGAUGCCAGUGGAUGAGGACAGGGGAUCGGACAUCAAUAAGCAAAGAACACUCACUGACAGCCUGUGAAGAUCACUGGAAUCCCACUCAGCCCUCUCUGAGCCCCGGCAGCAGCUUUCCUCCCACAGAAGUCGCAGCCUUCCGCACAGACUGUACUUUACCGGAGAAGACCGACCUUUGUAAACUGGAAGUCCAGUCUACCCGAGGAGCGCCCUGCGGAACCUGCGCCCCGCGCUCCAGCCUGCACCCCAUCCACCGACCCCCGCAGCAGUCCCGGGCGCCCCAUGUACUGAGCGCCCGAUCCCCACCCCCCCGCUCCGCUCUUCUACUGUUCUGUGCCCACCUAAGUCCUGCCAAUAACCGGUGGCUGUUGUGAUGCAUAUUCCCCUAGAUCCCAGCACCAGCCGGAGGUUCAGCCCGCCCUCCAGCAGCCUGCAACCCGGCAAGAUGAGCGACGUCAGCCCGGUGCCCGGCCCGCAGCAGUCCCAGCCCCAGCAGCAGGAAGCGGCUCUGCCGGUGCCAAGGCUACGGGCACACGACAACCGGACCAUGGUGGAGAUCAUCGCCGACCACCCCGCCGAGCUGGUCAGGACCGACAGCCCCAACUUCCUCUGCUCAGUGCUGCCCUCCCACUGGCGCUGCAACAAGACCCUGCCUGUGGCAUUCAAGGUGGUUGCCCUGGGAGAGGUGCCGGAUGGUUCUGUGGUUACUGUGAUGGCUGGGAAUGAUGAAAACUACUCUGCAGAACUCAGGAACGCUUCUGCCGUCAUGAAAAAUCAAGUGGCAAGGUUUAACGACCUGAGAUUCGUUGGCAGAAGUGGAAGAGGUAAAAGUUUUACAUUAACAAUCACGGUGUUUACAAACCCACCUCAAGUUGCCACCUACCACCGAGCCAUAAAAGUGACGGUCGACGGACCAAGGGAACCAAGGCGGCACAGACAGAAGCUUGAUGACUCUAAACCUAGUUUGUUCUCUGAGCGCCUCAGUGAUUUAGGGCGCAUCCCUCAUCCCAGUAUGAGAGUGGGUGUCCCUACCCAGAGUCCUCGGCCCUCCCUGAACUCUGCACCAAGUCCUUAUAAUCCACAAGGACAGAGUCAGAUUGCAGACCCCAGGCAAGCACAGUCAUCCCCUCCGUGGUCCUACGACCAGUCCUAUCCAUCGUACCUGAGCCAGAUGACCUCUCCAUCCAUUCAUUCCACAACACCCCUAUCCUCCAGCCGAGGAACAGGGCUCCCGGCUAUCUCAGAUGUGCCUAGACGCCUCUCAGGUGCCUCAGAGCUGGGUCCAUUUUCAGAUCCCAGGCAGUUUACAAGUAUUUCUUCGUUAACGGAGAGUCGCUUCCCGAACCCACGAAUGCACUACCCUGCAACAUUUACUUACACUCCGCCAGUCACCUCAGGGAUGUCGUUGGGUAUGUCUGCAACCACUCACUAUCAUACUUACUUGCCACCUCCUUAUCCCGGCUCCUCCCAGAACCAAAGCGGACCUUUUCAAACCAGCAGCACACCUUAUCUCUACUAUGGUACAUCAUCUGGAUCCUACCAGUUCCCUAUGGUCCCAGGGGGUGACCGCUCACCGUCUCGGAUGCUUCCUCCAUGCACCACUGCCAAUGGCAGCACAUUGCUAAACCCUAAUCUAGGCAACCAGAAUGACGGUGUUGAUGCAGAUGGCAGCCACAGCAGCUCCCCCACUGUGUUAAAUUCUAGCGGUCGUAUGGAUGAGUCAGUUUGGAGGCCUUAUUGAUCAUAUGCUCCUUCCUGUGGCCUUAGACUAUUUCAAACAUUAUUUUUAAGAAAAUCAGUACGUGCCUUAAUCCUUUUUAUAUACGAAUUCAUAUUUUGAGUGUGACUCAGAAAGACCUUGAAAAUCUCAUGCAAUACAACUUUACCAGUCAACAAUUGUGCCAUUUUGUUAUAAAAAAGGGCUAAAAGCCACAUUGCCUUAAACUAUUUCUUUUUAUUAAUAUUUAUAUUGAACUGAAGCAUUCCAAAGAAAAUUAUAGUUUUUACGAGUACGAAAAUAAACAUCGUCAGAUGUGACUUUGUGGGAGAAAGAAAAAAAGGAGAAAUCUUUAGGAAUUGAAAUGAACGUGCUUUAUGCAAUACAAAAAAAAAAUGCUGAAACCUGCCUUAUGUACUGAAAAAAAGGGAAUUUUUCAUGUGAUACAAGAAAGCUGCACAAAAUGUACGUCUUAUGAAUUUUCUUAUGAAUUUUUUUGUUUUGUACAAUUUCAUCUGGAUGAUGGUACAGACUUUGAACUUUGCAAAAUGCACUUAUCUCAUAUCUCAAUUUCAUUUUAAUGCCUUAAAACAAAGCAAACAAAAACAUAUACAAUAUGAAUAAAAAAACAUUGCCUAUGUAAACGAAAGAAAAGACAAAAAAAAGAAGCAACAAUAUUAGCUCAAAACAUAUGAAUUUAAUGUUUAUUUUUAAAUUAUCUGUAUGUAUAAACUUUUUUUUUGUUUGUUUGUUUUUUUUUACAAAUUUUGACAUCUUCACGUUUUUAAUUUAUAAUUAUUUAAUAAUAUUUGGACCCUUCAAGUGUUUGUUAUGUUAAAAUAUGCUGAUAGGUCCCUAAAUAUGUAUUUUCAUUUAAUUUUACAGAUUUUUUUUUUUUUUUUAAGUUCACAAGCUCAUAGUACAUGCAAGUGUAUAAACAAAGACUGAUGGUUGUGUGUCUGUGCUCAGUGAAGCCACAUAUUUUGUGGGCUAAACCCCAAUAUAUCAAACAAAGACUUUUGGCCGCUCAGAUGUCACUGGUGGCUAAGGGAUUUUGUAAUCUCAUGAUUAAUGGGUUGAGUUCACAAAAUGGCCAUUCUCAGGGGAUAAGGAAACUUUAAAGGGGAUUUCUGCUAUUUUUUUUUUUAACUUGGCUUUAGCUGGGGGCUAACAUUUUAUAUUUAAAACCAUGGCUGCCAGCUUCCUCCAAAAUGUUGAAAAGCUGGGCAGAUCCAGCCUACAUUCAGUAAUUAGAUCCUGCUAAGACCUACCUAGGAAGGUGUGGGGCAUAUCAAAGUAAUCCUUGUGUCCAAAUAUGGACACUUGCUCAGUGGUGAGGUAUAAAUGUCUAUUUUGUUAUUUGAAUAAAAACCUUAAUUUUCUUAAAUGUAGAGUUUGGGGUGGGGUUUCUGAUAGAAAAUUACCCUAAAAGAGAUAAACCGUACUCACCCCUACGGCCCUUGCUUUCUGCAGAUCUCCUUGUGUUUCCCAUUUGGGCCCAGUAUCCAUUCACUGGAAGUGCCAGUGAAAGGUUUCAUGGGGCAGAAUCUUACAGGAGGUUGAGAAUCCCACACUUAAUACUAUUACUAGGACUACUUAGUUCUAUUUAACAUUUCUACUCAUCUUGAACCAUGUGGCCCUCCAUAUUUUAUGGAAACAAGAGGUCUUAGCACUUGGGAGGUAUGCAAUUUGGAGGCCUUCAAGGGGGCAUAGCUUGAAAAAAUUUAAGUGGUUGGUCCAAAUAUUUUCUGGUUGACCAGUUGGGCUAGGCAAAUGUUAUGGUGUGUUCCAUGAGGCAUAUUUUUUUUUAAAGAAAACCCCUUUAAUAACCCCGAAUGAAUUGCAACCGGUAAUUGUGUCUCUCUGUGUCUUCACUGAGCAUACAGACGUAAAAUGUACUAUUCUGGGAAUCUACGUAUAACGUGCUAGAAUGUCAUCCAAUGACAGGGUACAUUUAAAUAUUUUGGCCUGAGCUAAAAAAAAUGCAAAUAUUAUGUAGCAACAUACAGAUCAAUUCACUCAAAAGUGUUUGAACUCAUUUAAAGCUUUAAGCACUAUUGUCGUUGUUAUAUGUAAACGUAUGCACUGCCUCUGUUAUGUUCUUGCACUUCUCUGUUCCAAAGAUUUGGCUUGUUUCUUGUCCUGAAAAUCGAUACAUGUAUUUAGUUAUGAAUAAACGGUACACGCACUUAUCGUGGGUUAACACAGA